This is a messenger RNA of Lathyrus oleraceus (garden pea), 2136 nucleotides long. Its product is annotated as aspartate--tRNA ligase 2, cytoplasmic. Gene Ontology annotation, biological process: aspartyl-tRNA aminoacylation. The transcript has 11 exons. The record is from RefSeq and is a predicted model, not a curated record. Lineage: Eukaryota; Viridiplantae; Streptophyta; Magnoliopsida; Fabales; Fabaceae. Gene Ontology annotation, molecular function: ATP binding; aspartate-tRNA ligase activity; RNA binding. Gene Ontology annotation, cellular component: cytosol; aminoacyl-tRNA synthetase multienzyme complex; cytoplasm. The coding region runs from base 178 to 1794 and encodes 538 amino acids.
UUUUUUUUGUUGUUUUAAUAAAUAAUAAAAUAAAAAACACAAACCUAGUAUCCCUUACUCAUCUCUCACAAUUCACUCAAACCCUCAUUUCUCACCCCUCACACUCACUCCUUGCUGCGUUUUUCCUUCUCCAUACACCAUCUCCAUUUUCGUUUUUUUUGAAAGCAAAGCAAAAACAUGUCUUCAGAGUCUCAAGAACCGCCGCUCUCGUCAGAAGCGCAAAGCAAAAAGGCCGCUAAGAAGGAAGCCGCAAAGCAGGAGAAGCUCCGCCGCAAACAAGAGCUUGCCGCCGCCACCGCCGCCGCAUCAAAUCUCUCGGUCGAAGAUGACCCCCUUGCCGUCAAUUACGGCUUUGUCCCGCUCAUUGAGAUCCAGUCAAAGACCCCUGUUGAUGUCAACGAAUGGACCCGAGUUGAAGCUCUUGAUGAUUCAGUAGCCAACAAACCGGUCAAAAUCCGGGGGAGGGCACAAACUAUUCGACCAGUGGGGAAGAAGAUGGCGUUCUUGGUCAUCAGAGAAAAUGGUUUCACUGUACAGUGUUUGGUUCAGGCACAACCUGAGGCAGUGAGUCCGCAGAUGGUGAAAUUUGCUGCCGCACUCAGCCGUGAGUCUAUUGUUGAUGUCGAAGGUGUGAUUUCCAUUCCGGCUGCUCCUAUCAAAGGUGCCACACAACAGGUUGAAAUUCAAGUGAGCAAACUGUAUUGUGUGAGUAAGGCCGUUCCUACUCUGCCGAUUAAUCUUGAGGAUGCUGCCCGAAGUGAAGUUGAAAUCGAGAAGGCCAUUCAGGCUGGUGAACAACUUGUUCGUGUGAAUCAGGAUACACGAUUGAACUUUAGAGUACUUGACCUACGAACACCAGCUAAUCAAGGAAUUUUCCGUAUUCAGUCUCAAGUUGGAAAUGCGUUCCGACAAUUUUUAUUAGCUGAAAGUUUUGUUGAAAUCCACACUCCAAAGUUGAUUGCUGGAUCUAGUGAGGGUGGAGCUGCUGUCUUUAGACUGGACUACAAAGGGCAACCUGCAUGCUUGGCUCAGUCACCUCAGCUUCACAAGCAAAUGUCAAUCUGUGCUGACUUUGGCCGUGUUUUUGAGAUUGGUCCUGUGUUUAGAGCAGAGGACUCCUUUACUCACAGACAUCUGUGCGAGUUUACAGGGCUUGAUGUUGAAAUGGAGAUUAAAAAGCAUUAUUUUGAGGUUAUGGAUGUAGUUGACAGAUUGUUCGUCACAUUGUUUGACAGUUUGAACACAAAUUGUAAGAAGGAUCUCGAAGCUGUGGCGAAUCAGUAUCCAUUUGAACCUUUAAAGUAUCUGAGAAAUACUCUGCGGCUUACAUAUGAAGAAGGUAUUCAGAUGCUCAAGGAAGUUGGAGUUGAAAUCGAACCUUUUGGUGAUUUGAACACUGAAGCCGAAAGGAAACUAGGCCAACUAGUUUUAGAAAAGUAUGGAACAGAGUUCUAUAUUCUUCACCGGUAUCCUUUGGCUGUAAGGCCAUUUUAUACAAUGCCUUGCUAUGACAAUUCAAAUUACAGCAACUCGUUUGAUGUCUUUAUUCGUGGUGAGGAGAUAAUUUCAGGAGCUCAGCGUGUUCACGUGCCUGAAUUUUUGGAACAACGUGCCCAGGCUUGCGGUAUUGAGGUCAAAACAAUAUCUACUUACAUCGAUUCUUUCAGAUAUGGUGCACCACCACAUGGUGGUUUUGGAGUAGGAUUGGAGCGUGUAGUAAUGCUCUUCUGUGGCCUGAAUAACAUUCGCAAAACAUCGCUUUAUCCACGCGACCCACUCAGGAUUGCACCGUGAUGAUAUUAUUAGUGUUUGUUUUUGAGCUGAAAAUAAUGUGAUCUCGUUCAUUGGAAGCUUGAAGGCGGAGGUUUCGCGCCAAUCAUGAUGUGAAAAUACUGUUUCUAAUCAUACUAUCAACAGUGGUGCAGAUGUCAAGUCUUUUCUAUUUUCACUGGCAAUCUUGAUAUUAAACAUUUUGUACGAAAUAUUUCUGAUGUUUGACAUGGUGUUGUAGCCAUUUUGAUGCUACACCUCACUUUCAAAAGGUCUACUUUUCGUCUAAUCAGUAUCCAGGAGAUUCAGUGAUAAAUUUAAUCUUUCUUAAUGAACUUCUGUAUGAAUGCUGAUAGAUUGUUUUGA